Molecule: messenger RNA, 2068 nt
Organism: Maylandia zebra (zebra mbuna)
Lineage: Eukaryota; Metazoa; Chordata; Actinopteri; Cichliformes; Cichlidae
Source: RefSeq, a predicted model, not a curated record
UUAGUGCUAUAUGAUUGGUUCUCAACCUGUUGUUUGUUUGCAAGCAACAGUGCGUGCUCUGCAGGCUGCUGGGUUGUGCUUUCUGAAAGAUGGCCUCUGGACCUUGUGUGAGGGUGUUGUUGCUCUCACUGUUGGCCUUCAGCAAGCAUGCUGAGGCUCUUACUUACAGGAGGAGCUACUCCAGUGUCAUUAAGCCUUAUUUUGGGAAGCCUGAGGAUUUUCCACACAAUCAGUAUCUUGUCUCCAGACAUAAGAGCUAUGCACAACCCCGAAGCUCUCUGGGUGUUUAUGGGCCAGAAAAUGGGUCACCUGAGAGUUCUUACCCCACUGCUGCAGGUCUGCCUGGUGGUGCUGGUGCUUCCUCUGGUAGGCCAUUAAAUGGUUACCUUCAACAAGAAAGCAUGUCUAGCUACAGAUCUGGCUCAUCACAACCCCACAAACCAUCAUAUUACCAGGGUGAUACUGAUGGUGCCCUCCAGUCCAAGGAUGCCAUGUGGGGUUUGGCACCAUCCCAGAAAAGAAACUGGAUUGACGCAGGAAUCGUCUCAAGUUAUCCAAUUGAGAUGCGUUCUGUGCCCCAGCGGCCAAGUAAUGAGCACCAGACCCAGCCACACGACAAGCAAGAACAGUUUAGCGAUGAGUCCAGUAUGUUUCAGUCUCAGCCCCAGCCUCGCCCGCUGCCCCAGCAGCCACGCUACGAGGCCAGCAAGCCCCAGGCCCGGCCUUUCCCCCAGCAGCCACGCUACGAGGCCAGCAAGCCCCAGGCCCGGCCUUUCCCCCAGCAGCCACGCUACGAGGCCAGCAAGCCCCAGGCCCAGCCUCGGCCAAUGCCCCAGCAGCCACGCUACGAGGCCAGCAAGCCCCAGGCCCAGCCUUGGCCUUUCCCCCAGCAGCCACGCUACGAGGCCAGCAAGCUCCAUGCCCAGGUACAACCCGAGCGUGAACAGUUGGGCGACGAGUCCAGUAAGUUUCAGCCUCGGCCAACGCCCCAGCAGCCACGCUACGAGGCCAGCAAGCCCCAGGCCCAGCCUUGGCCGUUCCCCCAGCAGCCACGCUACGAGGCCAGCAAGCCCCAGGCCCAGCCUUGGCCUUUCCCCCAGCAGCCACGCUACGAGGCCAGCAAGCUCCAUGCCCAGGUACAACCCGAGCGUGAACAGUUGGGCGACGAGUCCAGUAAGUUUCAGCCUCGGCCUUUCCCCCAGCAGCCACACUACGAAGUCAGCAAGCUCCAGGGCAGUGAAGCCAACUCUCCAAGUGGAGGUGUGCUGCAAACCAAAUCUGGCAUGUGGGACUUGGCUGACCCAAGAAGUUUCAGACCCAUUCCAGUUUCAUUAAGAAAUCUCUACAGGUGGCCACAGCAACAGGCACCCAUCUACAACAGAUGUUAGCAAUAGGUUCUGGCCUCACCUGCAGUUCGUUCUGGCAUGGUAUCAGAUUUUCUGAAAUUAAUAAAGUGCACAGAGCUGCAGUCCCUGGCUAUUGUUAAAACCUCCUGUUUGUUCAGUUUUAUGCAUGCUCUCAUGAUAAACUGAGCUGCUCAGUAGAUCUAGGUUUGUACUGUUGCUACCAUAAUGUUGCAGUAUACAAACUGAUGCACAAAAGGCACUUUUAUUUCCCCCCUGAAAUAGUUAAACAUAAAAUUCCUCUCAGGCCUUAAGCCCCAAAGAUUGUAAUUAUCUUACAGUUGUGUAGCUUAGCAAAGCAAACCUGCUUAGCUUUAAUGUUUCACCAAGUGUUCAGGGUUCACAACCACAAUUUUCACUUCAAGAACAAGGGGUGGAAACAUGGCAGUUUAAUGCCUUCUAUCAAUGGCAAAAAUUACAGUCCAGUCAGGACUACAACCAACCAGAUGCUAAACAGAAAAUGGUGGUAGUCUGCCAAGCAGGUGGUCACUAUUAGGGAUUAGCAUAAACUAAGGCAAUUCAAAGCACAAGCAGCGAUUAUAGCUUUGAAAGGUGUGGGUGUCUUGUUUUUGGGGCCCAGUUGUGAACUUUGAUCAUUCCUUCACCGUCAGUAUCAGGUGUUGUCUUUUUGUGCCUUAAAAGUAAACUGUAUUAACAGGCUCGGA